AUGAUUCAAGCAGGAAUUAUUGAGAAAGCUGUCAUCCUUGUAGUUGAGAACGCUCUUGGUAACCCACGCGUCGUUAAGGGCACAUACAAGAACCUUGAUGCACUUGCCAAACGCGCUUCUUCAGGUUUCGUAUCAACAUUCAAGAAUUCUAAGGAUAUUGUUUACCAAAUGUCUGGCCUCCUUGUCCGCCCAGUUAACGAGGUCCUUGAAGACUUAGGCAAGAUCAAGUUGACAGUCUUGAAGACCCAUACUGAAUUCAAUCAAUAUGGUAAAGUUGAAUCGAUUGAAGGCCUCGAUGCCAAGAAGAUUUUCGACUUAAUCAAUGCUAAGCUCCCAGAAAGCUCCAUUAUCAUCGCCGAAAUCCCAACAAUUCAGAUGGUCGAUGAACUUGUUGGUCUCCUCUUACCAAAGAUCGAUGCCGACAAUGUUGCAGUCUCUACACUUUACGGCUACAAGGAUGGUGCUAAAGUCCCAACAUUCCCAGUUCCACCUGUUGUUAACCCAUCUUGGAAGGUUGUUGGCCCAAAGGUUGUCGAAGAUCUUUCCGUCGAGCAUCCAAUGAUGGUCGUCACUGCUUCUAAGUUCUUAACAAGAGUCGAUAAGGUUCAGAACUUCGAUGAAGACGAUAUCGAAGAAAACUACUGCAUGGGUUGCGAGCCAAUCUGCCAGUACUUCCGUGAAUUCACAUACUACACUGGCUCAUCAUGGAAAUAUGGUGCUUAA
This is a messenger RNA of Trichomonas vaginalis G3, 723 nucleotides long. RefSeq lists its product as uncharacterized. The record is from RefSeq and is a predicted model, not a curated record. NCBI's taxonomy places the organism in Eukaryota, Parabasalia, Trichomonadida, Trichomonadidae. Bases 1 to 723 code for a protein of 240 amino acids. The transcript has a single exon.